This is a messenger RNA of Entelurus aequoreus (snake pipefish), 1053 nucleotides long. RefSeq names its product phosphopantothenoylcysteine decarboxylase (gene ppcdc). Gene Ontology annotation, molecular function: FMN binding; phosphopantothenoylcysteine decarboxylase activity. NCBI's taxonomy places the organism in Eukaryota, Metazoa, Chordata, Actinopteri, Syngnathiformes, Syngnathidae. The transcript is spliced from 5 exons. Gene Ontology annotation, biological process: coenzyme A biosynthetic process. Gene Ontology annotation, cellular component: phosphopantothenoylcysteine decarboxylase complex. The coding region runs from base 102 to 728 and encodes 208 amino acids. The record is from RefSeq and is a predicted model, not a curated record.
CUGAUUGGCUGAAGGGGGUUUGUUUACGGAAAUGGGAACAGUUACCAACAGUCGGUAGCUAGACGAAGGAGUAUUGUUACUUUAGGUGGUGAUAAGUCAACAUGCAGGCGGAUGAAGAUGUUCCUCUACCUCAAACUGACUUGGUGAAAUCUCCCGGGACUUUCUGUGUUCUUGUUGGGGUGACGGGGAGCGUAGCUGCCCUUAAACUUCCACUUUUAGUAUCCGAGCUUCUUAUGCUGCCAGGGGUGAACGUAAGAGUUGUGACCACUGAGCAUGCCCAGCACUUCUAUAACCCCGAAGAGGUUUCUGUUAAAGUCUACAGUGACAAAGAUGAAUGGGAGAUGUGGACUCAGAGAUCUGACCCUGUGCUACACAUUGAGUUAAGACGCUGGGCAGACUUACUCGUCAUCGCCCCCUUGGACGCAAACACAUUGGGAAAAAUUGCGAGUGGCAUUUGUGACAAUCUGUUGACAUGUGUGGUGAGAGCCUGGGAUACGAGUCGGCCUCUCCUCUUCUGUCCUGCGAUGAACACAGCUAUGUGGAAACAUCCUAUCACAGCCCAGCAGGUGGACAGGCUAAAGGAGUUUGGCUAUGUGGAAAUCCCCUGCAUUGCGAAGAAGCUGGUGUGUGGAGACAAAGGCAAAGGCGCCAUGGCGGAGGUAUCAACUAUCAUUGCUGUUAUAGACCAGUAUCUUCAGCAAACACAUGAGCCAUCUCAGGAAACAUGACCAGCACGCAAGACUUGCAACUUUCAUUGACUUUGUAGCUUUUAACUGAAGAACCGCAGCCAGAAAAAUGGGAAUUCUGGGAACAAUGCCACAAUUUCCUGACUUGAAAAGGUAAGGAAAAAGAGAAAAGAAACCUGAGACACCACAGAGUCCAGAUGAUAACACCAAAAUAAAACUUCAAACAGCAACCUGACUCUCCUAUCCAUACAAGCUAUUCAUGUAAAAAUGAACGCCAUUUUAUCAUGACAAAUGUAAUCAAACUCUACGGCAAUCCAGCAAAUUUUAGAGUGCGUAUAUUUAAAUUAAAUUAAUGUAUGUACUGGUA